Fusarium redolens is the source of this 413-nucleotide messenger RNA. RefSeq lists its product as uncharacterized. The record is from RefSeq and is a predicted model, not a curated record. Bases 110 to 328 code for a protein of 72 amino acids. The transcript has a single exon. Lineage: Eukaryota; Fungi; Ascomycota; Sordariomycetes; Hypocreales; Nectriaceae.
AUUUAUCCCUCAAAGCACAUGCAUAGAGGGUCGUUGCAUCUAUACGUGAUGUUGGAUAUGAACCACACUAUGGCCUCUCACGCGAUGUUGAUAUCGAGUGCACCAUACCAUGGCCACGAUGCCGCGCCACGCCCUUCCGAUCUUGUCUCUGUUUGUCGUGCCGCACCGUCUGCAACUCACCAGGAACGGCAUGCGAGGUGCUGGUUUCGCAAACUCUCACACAGUCCAGCCCGAACUGAUAUUCCAAAGUAGGGUGACCACCUUGGCCAACAAAGUGACUGGUCACCUAUGUAAGACGACCCAUGGGGCCGGCCCGAGCCAGGGCUAGCGAUUCCAGACACAACCUUUAACAAAAGACCAUACAAAUGGUCGAUCAGGGCUCACAUAUGGCAGCACCCAUCAGCGAUUUUGCC